Closterium sp. Yama58-4 is the source of this 1275-nucleotide messenger RNA. NCBI's taxonomy places the organism in Eukaryota, Viridiplantae, Streptophyta, Zygnematophyceae, Desmidiales, Closteriaceae. The record is from the annotation of a GenBank genome assembly.
AUGGCGACAGCGGGGACGCAGAUCAUCGAGUCGGGCCAUGCCGACGCGAUUCACGACGUGCAGAUGGACUACUAUGGCAAGCGACUGGCGACGGCGUCGUCCGAUCGCUCGAUUCGCAUCUUCUCCGUCGCAGGCGACCACCACUCGCAUCUCGCGGAUCUGAUUGGACACGAGGGUCCGGUUUGGCAAGUGGCCUGGGCACACCCUAAAUUCGGGUCCAUCCUCGCAUCGUGCUCGUACGACCGCAAAGUGAUCAUCUGGAAAGAAACGAGCGAGAACCAGUGGAUCAAGGCGCAGGUGUUUUCAGACCACGAGGGGUCGGUGAACAGCAUUAGCUGGGCGCCUCACGAGUAUGGGCUGGUGCUCGCAUGCGCCUCCUCUGAUGGCUCCAUCUCCAUCCUAACCCACCGCGCCGACGGCGGCUGGGAUGUUUCUCGUAUCCCCCAAGCCCAUCCUGUGGGGGUUACCUCUGUUUCCUGGGCUCCUGCCACGGUUCCAGGAAGCUUCCUGGGGUCGGGUCCGAAUCCGGUGCUGCGGUUUGUGUCGGGCGGGUGUGAUAACAUGGUGAAGAUUUGGCGGUAUUCGAGCGAGGGAGGGGGAGGGUGGAGGUUGGAUGGCGCACCGCCCGGUUUGGCGAAGCACACGGAUUGGGUUCGGGAUGUGGCUUGGGCGCCGAACCUGGGCCUGCCGAAGAGUACCAUCGCUAGUGCUUCACAGGAUGGUACUGUACUGAUAUGGACCCAGACGAGCGAGUCGGACCCAUGGAAACCCCUGCUGCUGCAGGACUUCAAGAUGUUUGAUAAUGGGGAUUCCGUGUGGUCGUUUAUUACGAUCAUAGUGUGUAUAGCGUUCACUAUACUCGCGUUCCUCUGGAUGCACUUCUGCUACUUCCCGGGCGGCUACAAACGGAUCGAGGUCAUGGACAUGGGCGAGUACGCAAUGAUAGUUGCCGCCCAACGGCUAAACAAGCUCGAGGAUAAAUCCAAAGAAGGCUAUCCAGAAGACGGGGACGAGCUAUACUACGAGCGGAAUCCCGAGGAUGACGGCGCGAAUCACGGCGAGGAAGGCGGAGACUGGCAGAGCCAGGCGGACCAUGACGUGGAGCAGCCUGGCGAAUAUUACGAGGAGGAGGAGACGCCACGAUACGACCCAUCGGUAACCACCCCAUCAUCGCAACCAUCAGCCGGGGAUCGCGACACCGCCAGCUACAGGGACGACCGGAGCGAUUCCACAUACACCGCCUCGACACCGCACUCCGCCGGCUAUUACUACUGA